UAUGGCACUUAUUUCAAUAAUCGCGGUGGUUGUUGUGAUAGCCGUGGUAUCUUUCAUCAACUAUAUCAACAAUUCGAAAAGGAUCAGCUGCCGGCAGGAGUACAGAGACUGCCAGGCCCUANNAAGGUCAGUGAUAAGUGUCCGCGACCCGAUGAAUCGCUUUCUCUAAUACCCUCAGGCUUUCCGAUUAUCGGCAGCGUACCAGACGUGCCAGACAAGAACAGUUUUCUUAAGUUUCACGAAUGGGGACAACAAUAUGGUCCCAUCUACCAGACCAACCUCGCUGGUCAGAAUCAUGUUUGGAUCACGCGUGAUCGUGUGGCACAAGACCUACUUGGCAAGCGUGCAGCCAACAAUUCUGAGCGUCCAUUCAUUCCAUCGCUUCAGGCCGACAAUCGUGACAGCGGCCAUUACCUUCCUUUGAUGUCUCGAAACGGUAUGUGCUAUCUGAUGAGAAGUCAUUGCAAUCUGCUAAUGCCUACAANNGAGCUAUGGACAAGACAGAGAAAGUUCGCAAAGCAGAUCAUGGACAAAUCGUCCGCCAACUCGUUUUACAACUACCCUGAGUUGGAGUCGAUUCGUCUUCUAUUCGAGCUCAUGACAGAUCCUUCUCGUUACAACCAUGCUUUAGAGUCAUUCAUCUCAAGAGUGACUUGUAGGCUGGGAUGGGGAACUGCGGCUCCCUCCGACGAGCUAAAACAGCGAGCAAGAGAACUGCUCAUAGGUGUCUCACCAAAUGGUGCACUUACAAACAAACUCGGCUUCCUCAAGAAACUCCCCGAAGCUAUUGUACCGGCAAAAGCUUGGGAGUUUCGCAGAUACAGGACCGAAAGUCGCUUCUUCACUAUCUUGCAGAACGAGGUCAGAGAGAAGCUCAAAAGCAAGACUGCUCCAGAGUCUUGGACACGUUACUUCCUGGAGAACAAGGAUGCUACUGGAUUUGCGUCUGACCUCGAAGGUGCUUACGCUGUAGGUAUGCAUGGCAUUGCUGGUGCACUCACGAUUGCUGCUCCCAUGCAGAGCUUCUGUCUUGCCAUGUGCCAUUAUCCUCAGUACCAAUCCAUUCUUCACGAAGAGAUCGACAAGGUCUGUGGUGACAGAUUGCCAACACUCAGCGACAUGCCCAACAUGCCCGUGCUGCGUGCCUUCAUCAGGGAGACUAUGCGAAGGCUAAUUCAACUCUUAGNNUGGCGCCCUCCUGUGCCUACCGGCAUCCCACACGAGUCUGUCAAAGACGACAUCUACGAGGGCUAUUUCAUCCCUGCCGGCUCCGUUAUGCAUCCUCUUGAAUGGUCCAUCAGUCGGGACCCAGAGGUCUUUCCUAGUCCUGAUGAGUUCAACCCAAUGAGAUGGCUCGAAACACAAUACCCUACCUACCAAGAACCCUUGACUAAAUACCCUACCAUCACUCAAUACAGUCAGUUCGGUUAUGGUCGCCGUAUCUGCGCAGGCAUGGGUGUCGCUGAGGCAGAUCUCUUCGUUGGUAUUGGCAGUCUUGCGUGGAUGUUCUCUUUGAGCGCCAGUGACGUUCAAACCGAGGAAGCCGCAAAGUUGCCCAAGGAGCCUGUCCCAUCGUCACUGCCAGUCCACAAGGAAGAAGAGCUGCCAGCAAUGACACCAACAGGCAUGCAAACACCUCCCUCCGAAACCGAGAUCGAAGAAGAACUCGAUGAGCACUUCUCAGAAAAGAUGUUGCCAACAGACACAUGCAGACUAUCCCGCAAAAAGACUGUCAAAAGGCCAAAAAACCUAGCGUCGUCCGGCGGCGGCCUGAGUCGAGCCAAGACUGUCACGUAUAAGUUGCGCCUUCCUGGCUCGUCCCUUCCUGGCCAGUUCCCAGCUUUCUUUGAACAACACACUGGGCCUGAUACCCCGCCUUCGUCACCCAAAGCUCGAACUGCGAUGGCAGGUACAUCCGACAUGCCUGCCGUGAACAACAUGUUCAACUCCGCCGCCGACGAGAAGGAUUCCAAGCCUGACCCCACCCUCGAAUACUCCAGUUUGCUUAUCGCAAAGCCUCUGCCCUUCAGAUUCAAUAUGAAGAUUAGAAACAAGAAGAAGGCCGAGCAUGUUGCUCGUGAGUGGAUGUUCUACAAGAUGGAUGGUGAAUUUGAAGACUCAAAAUGUUAUUGGGAAGGUGGCAAUGCUGGUAACAAGCAGUAUGGAUGGGGCGAGGUGCACAAAUGA
Molecule: messenger RNA, 2187 nt
Organism: Aureobasidium musti
Lineage: Eukaryota; Fungi; Ascomycota; Dothideomycetes; Dothideales; Saccotheciaceae
Source: the annotation of a GenBank genome assembly